AAAUCAGUAUAUCGACGGUGCCUCAAAUGGGCCGUUCAAGCUUGAUGUUGAGGUAUAACUCUUUUGAAAGCUCUCAGUCAGGCGCUGAGAAGCAUGUCAGAUUCUGUUGACCGAGUAUUCGUCCAUGCACUUAGCACGGUCAAGAAGAUUCCCCGCACGGGGUCCGCGCGACCGCCGCCUGCGGAGCGUUUAAAACUAUAUGGCUUGUACAAGCAGAGUAUGGAAGGAAAUGUCGUUGGGAUAAUGGAUAGACCUGCUGGCGAUAAUGACGAGGAACGCGCAGAGCGGGCCAAAUGGGAUGCCUGGAAUCAACAGCAUGGACUCUCAAAGACGGAAGCCAAGCGGCGUUACAUUUCUACUUUGAUUGAUGCUAUGCAUAAAUAUGCUUCAUCUACAUCAGAAGCCCGGGAACUUGUAUCAGAGCUGGAAUUCGUUUGGGACCAAAUCAAAUCGAAUGCGCCGUCUUCAUCUUCAUCACCACCUCUACAAACGAAUGACGUUCCAGUCGCACAGAGCUUGAGCGGACAGGAAAAGAGUGGCUUGAAGAUUCUCAACCCUGUCUCACCUGGCGAUGACGAAGGACAUGAGCUCCGAGAAUAUGUGGAGGCCAAAACCGUUGAUAUCAGCGACAUAGACAGCGACGAAUAUGAAAAUGUCACAGAAAGGGACGAAAGCGGCUCUUUUGCUCGACGAAAAUUCACUGACGAAAUGCGCAGACCCCACCGGGACUGGAGAAGGCAAGUGGAGCAAGCGCUGGUUAAAAUUACGGCAGAGAUUGCAGCACUGCGCGAACAGAUCGAGUCUUCUCAUCGCCGCAGCGUCAAGAAGCGUCCCCCGCUUGUAGCCUUCGUUCUAUGGGCCAUGGGCACAUCUAUCCGUCAUCUUUUGAUAGAUACGAUCAUUGUAGGUGUAUUAUUCCUAUGGAUGCGACGGCGAAAAGAUCCAAGGCUAGAAGAUGCCCUAAAAGUUAUAUUCAAUGUGCUCCGAGAAUAUGCGAGGCGAUUGAGGUAUAGAAAACGGCGUUGAUGAUCGUACCAUAGAACCCUGUAUAUAUGUGUGAAAUAAUAUCCUACUAUAUAUAUUUCCCACUCUCUAUAUAAACCAUUUUUGCUAAGACAGGUGGCCAGUGGCAUUGAGAAAAGCCAUGUUUGAUCCUAUGGAAGGCGUGAAGUUUUCAUAUUUCUUGGAUACAUUCCAAAACAAUGUUUAUUUAUGGGUAGACCUAUAAUUUCAGGCAUG
Messenger RNA from Xylona heveae TC161, 1239 nucleotides. RefSeq names its product acyl-CoA binding protein. Bases 94 to 1026 code for a protein of 310 amino acids. The transcript is spliced from 5 exons. The record is from RefSeq and is a predicted model, not a curated record. Gene Ontology annotation, biological process: fatty acid metabolic process. Lineage: Eukaryota; Fungi; Ascomycota; Xylonomycetes; Xylonales; Xylonaceae. Gene Ontology annotation, molecular function: fatty-acyl-CoA binding.